CUCUUGCUCUCUCUCUCUCUCCCUCUCUCUCUCUCUCUCAUCCCACCCCUAAACCAAAUACAGGGAUAGUUGUCUCAUUAUUAGUGACUUAAAUGAUGCUUUUGAGCGAGAAGAUGCUGGGUACUUUUGGUGCCUAGCACCAUCCCACUUUUUUCUUUUAAAUUCCUGAGCUGUUGUUUACUAGGACGUUCUUUUAUUCCUGUUUCUACUAAAGCUGAAUGUUACUUGGGUGGAAAGCCUAAUUGCUUUCUUUUAUAGGUCCUUAAACCCUUUGUUAAUGUUUCUGUCUGAGAGUUCCCAAAGCCAGGGUUCUAGGAGAGUUUGGCAUGUCUGAACAACUGAACCACGAAAUAAUGGAGUAGGUCCGGCGGGGUGUGGGAGCAGGGCAUUCUGUCAAUAAAAGAGCUCCCUUCUCUGCACACAUGGCCAGUUAAUUGGCCAUUCUGGGGAAGUAUGGAUGGGGAGGGGGGCUUCUGAGAAUCGCCGGUGACAGCUUUGCCAAGCCAGAUCACCCACGUUGUCUCAUCUAAUAUGCCCCCCAACCCCUGUGAGGCCGGGCCUGCCGGCCUUUAGGUGCUGUCCUGUCCUGAGGCUUCGGCCAUGCCUGCGCACGAAGAAAGGCCUUGAAGCUCGCCUGAAGGAAGAAGCAUGCAGGGGGCCCCUGGAGGAGGCGUGGGCCCCGGGCUGUCCCCUGUGGACAGGUGGACGCUCCUGGUCUUCAGCUUUAUUCUGGCAGCGGCUUUGGGCCAAAUGAAUUUCACAGGAGACCAGGUUCUUCGAGUCCUGGCUAAAAAUGAGAAGCAGCUUUCACUUCUCAGGGAUCUGGAGGGCCUGAAGCCCCAGAAGGUGGACUUCUGGCGUGGCCCAGCCAGGCCCAGCCUCCCGGUGGAUAUGAGAGUUCCUUUCUCUGAACUGAAAGACGUCAAGGCUUACCUGGGCUCUCACGGCCUUGCUUACAGCGUCAUGAUAAAGGACAUCCAGGUGCUGCUGGAUGAGGAGAGAGAAGCCAUGGCCAAAUCCCGCCGGUUGGAGCGUAGCACCAGCAGCUUUAGUUAUGCCUCUUACCACACCCUGGAGGAGAUAUAUAGCUGGAUCGACAACUUUGUGGCCGAGCACUCAGAUAUAGUCUCAAAAAUUCGGAUUGGCCACAGCUUUGAAAAUCGGUCCAUUGUUGUCCUGAAGUUUAGCACUGGAGGACCUCAGCGCCGGGCCAUCUGGAUAGACACUGGAAUCCACUCCCGGGAGUGGAUCACCCAUGCCACUGGCAUCUGGACCGCCAAGAAGAUUGUCACUGAAUAUGGCAAAGACCGCACGCUGACGGACCUACUGAACGCCAUGGACAUCUUCAUGGAGAUCGUCACCAACCCUGAUGGGUUUGCGUUUACCCACAGCAUGAACCGCCUGUGGCGGAAGAACAAGUCCACCAGACCUGGAAUCUUCUGCAUCGGUGUGGAUCUUAACAGGAACUGGAAGUCAGGUUUUGGAGGAAAUGGUUCUAAUAGCAACCCCUGCUCUGAGACUUAUCAUGGGCCCUCCCCUCAGUCGGAGCCAGAGGUGGCUGCCAUCGUGGACUUCAUCACAUCCCAUGGGAACAUCAAGGCUCUGAUCUCCAUUCACAGCUACUCUCAGAUGCUCAUGUACCCUUACGGCCACUCACCGGAGCCUGUUCCAAACCAGAAGGAGUUGUACGAUCUUGCCAAGGACGCAGCGCAGGCCCUGUAUGAGGUCCACGGGAUCCAGUACAUUUAUGGCAGCAUCAGCACCACCCUCUAUGUGGCCAGCGGGAUCACUGUCGACUGGGCCUAUGACAAUGGCAUCAAGUUCUCCUUCACCUUCGAGCUCCGGGACACGGGGCGCUAUGGCUUCCUGCUGCCGGCCUCCCAGAUCAUCCCCACGGCCCAGGAGACGUGGCUGGCGCUUCGGACCAUCAUGGAGCACACCUUGAAUCACCCCUAUUAGCAACACCACCGAGGGCAGAGCGGGAAGGUUCAUUCCCUUCCCCGAGGACCGGGGCUCCUCCUGAAACCCAAGUGAUGCCUCCUGUUCCCCACACCCCAACCCUGACCCCUUAGGAGAUAAAUACAAGUUUGAACAGGCUUGAUGGCCUCUGGGGCUGGCCACCAACCCCUUUGGGCUCGCAUUGAGGAGGGGAGAGGGGCACUUGAAACGCCUCUUCAGUCCCCAGGUACUCAGGAGGGUUGAGGGGCCAGCCGACCUUACACUUGCUCCUCCUGCAAAUGUGGGUCCUCCAGGCCCACGGCAGACAAUGCACCUGCUGGGGGCUGCUAGUAGGCACAUUGUCCCCUUGGUGUUUACAUCCUAAGAUGAUCCUGGAGGGGACAAUGUUUGAUCAAAAGCAGUGGCUCUCCGGUGCCGACAUUUCCGGCACCUUGAGGGAGAGAUGGGGACAGGCAGGCAGCUUCCUCCUCUUCCUGCUUCAUUUCCUAUGUUGGUAGGGGUCAGGGGUUCAUUUCAGACUCCCCCUCUUUGAAGAUCCCAUUCACCCUCUAAAGGAGAGUGAACAAGUCACUGGUUUGUGACCUGCGCCUCCUGGGCACCCUCGCAGUCUCCGCUGGUCCUGGACAGAGUCACGGCCAGUCAGGGCCAGCACGGCGAAGCCCCACACAUCCAGGGAGAGGAAAUCCUCUUCCCCACCCCUCUUUGCCACAGUCACCAUGGUUGUCCUGCGCUGAGCGGUUAGUCCCGGCCCGGCAUUUACUAAGUAAGCACUUUAUUUAAGGGAGAGAAGGGAGAAUAUUUUGAGAUAGAAGAAACAAGAUGCACCCCCUCCCAAUCCUGAGGCUUCUUUAUUUUUU
Molecule: messenger RNA, 2816 nt
Organism: Prionailurus viverrinus (fishing cat)
Lineage: Eukaryota; Metazoa; Chordata; Mammalia; Carnivora; Felidae
Gene: CPA5
Product: carboxypeptidase A5
Exons: 13
Coding region: 649-1959 (436 amino acids)
Biological process (GO): proteolysis
Molecular function (GO): metallocarboxypeptidase activity; zinc ion binding
Source: RefSeq, a predicted model, not a curated record